UGGAACACGGUGGAACACUUUUUUUGUGUGGAGAACUCUAUCUUGUAUUUCUAGUAUCUUUGGUAUGGUGGUGUUAUUUCCAGUGUGGUCUGACCUCAUCUCGGUAUAAAGGUUGAAGUGCACCUGCGCCAUCUACUGUUCGUCUCCUGGGGCCUGCUUGUUUUUAGUUGCAUCUUGUAUUAUGUUACAAAUAAAUGUAUAAGUUCAUGUCCUCCAAUAUUCCGAUUCAUGUUGUCCGGAGUAGAUGACGCGGUGCACUUCAACCUUUACAACACUGAGGUGGAAUCAGACAAAACGGGAAAUAAUAGUGUGUAGUUGUCAAUAAAAUUCAUCUUCAUUUUAUAGGGCUGUCUGUAUAUUCCUAAAUUUUCAGAAGACUGCUGUUCUCGUUCUGGAUGAUUUCUAUGCUGUUUGGUACUAAAUAGUGAUUGGUUUGUGUGCGGCCAUGUUAUUACUUGAAUAACCACUACAGAGAAGUCCUUCGCUGACAUUGGCUUUACGACUGACCUUGAAAGCUACUUGACCUUGAAGGACACCUGGUAUGCCUUUAGAAUUAUUCUUGCUGUUGUCUUUGCAUUGCUGCUCCUCAUCACGGUGUGUCUAUGCAAACAAAUAAGAAUAGCUGUUGGUAUGAUUCAAGAAGCAAGCAAACCAACUAUUCUCUGGCAGAUGAUACUGCCCUUAAUCUAACUGGCUUUGAGAACGGCUCCAUCAACUGCGAGUUCCAAUCAUACGCAGUGCCCGACCUAGCCCUGUACUUGCAGGCCUACAACCAGUUUGGUCUAUUUUGGCUCAUGUACUUUAUCAUAACCUUGUGUCAGGUGACUCUUGCUGGUGCCUUCGCUUCCUGGUAUUGGACGUUUCAGAAGAAGGACACGCCCACAUUUGCUGUGACUGCCUCAUUCUGGCGGGCCAUUAGGUAUCACUUGGGAUCCAUUGCAUUUGAUUCAUUGAUCAUUGCCAUCAUCAAGAUGAUACAUGUCAUGCUGGAGUAUCUUGAAAGAAAGUUGAAAGGCCAAGAAAAUGAUGUUGUCAAGUAUAUCAUCAAGUGUUUGAAAUGCUGUUUCUGGUGCUUAGAAAAGUUCAUGAAAUUCCUAAAUAAAAAUGCAUACAUCAUGAUUGCUGUGUAUGGUAAGAAUUUCUGUAUAUCAGCAAAGAAAGCUUUUUUCCUACUGAUGCGAAAUAUUUUGAGAGUGUUUGUAGUGAAUCAAUUGACCGAUUUUUUGAUAUUUCUCGGAGUCAUGUUUGUUGUGUGCCUGUGUUCUGUUGCUUCCUUUUAUUAUUUUACCAAUAGCAUCACUAUAGUAUCGGAAUAUGUCCCAGCUCCUGAACUCAAUUACUAUUGGUUGCCAAUUAUAACAAUUGGAGUGGGAUCAUACGUAAUCGCUAAAGGAUUCUUUAGUGUUUAUGACAUGGCUGUAGACACAUUGUUCCUCUGUUUCUCCUUACUACAUGUCCAAGAAUCUGAUGAAGAUUGUUGGCAAGAAAAACAAAAAGGUGAAGAAGACACAGCAAUAGAGAUGCGAUGGAAGCUAGAAAAAUUUAAAAUGACUAUGAGAACCAUUCCAUGAGAACCUCAGUGCCUGUAAUAGUAUACAAAUAUUUACUGGGUUGAAGGGCAUGGUUCAAAUUAUAGCCCUUGGUGAUUUUGCAGCUGUACUACUGUAUGUCCCGAGAUGAAGUCGAGGGACAUACUUUACUACAGUAUGUCCCGAGAUGAAGUCGAGGGACAUACAGUAGUACAGCUGCAAAAUCACCAAGGGCUAUAAUUUGAAUCCCAGUAAACAUUUGUUUUUAUAUACCACCACAUAUAUUCCCUGUAAUUGAGUUGUGAAGAAGCCUAGGCCUAGUACGUAGGCCUACUAAAACUUCGCUAGCACUUCAUCGAGGCCUGCAUUUAAUAACUCAGUAAACCACAGUUUGUGACUUCAAGAUGAUCCGGACAGCAUACUUAACUUGUUUUUUCACUGGCUAUUAAACUCACUACACUUGCCUAAAACUAUUGCCUGGCUUUUAACCAAUCAAAUGCCUGGAAUCUAUGUAGUUGGUAUAUACUACUAAAUAUAAACAUUUUUUUGUGAGUUUUUAAUUGCUUGCUUCACUGUUUCAGAAUUAAGCAUGAUGUUUUUUGUACCUUUGUAUCUUUGAAAUGGAUAUUUUCAAGUUUAUAAACCAUAUUAAUCAUAGAAUGUCAAUAAUUAGAGAAACAAAAAUCAUAAAUGUGUAAAGUGAUACUCAAAAUUUUUUUUAAUUGUUAAUGUUUAUCACAUGUAGAGAUAACAAGGAAUUAUUCCAUACACCAAUAUACAUUUAUAUAUCGAAACAUUAAUUAGAUGUGUACAUACAAUGCAAACUUUACUUAACUAACGUUCAACCAAGCUUGUAAAAUUAUUUGUUUGGUUCAUUAAGAAUGAGUAUAAAUAUAAAGUACAUAUAUUAAAGAUUUAAUGUCUAUGGGGCUGGAGUACUGAAAAUAUAAUAAAAAAAUAUUUUUAAUGGCAAAUUAACACUACACUUAAUAAUAAAUUAACACUUCACUUAAUAAUACUAUUUCUAUAAAGUAUUCUUUCUAUAGACUGUAUAUUUAUUUUAUUUAUUUAACUUUCGUUAUACUGGAUGGCACACUCAAUGCAAAGGCAUUGAUUUUCGUUGUGGUCCAGUUACAUAACAUAAAAUACAAAAAUUGAAAAAUUGAAAAGAAAAAUUUAGGAAAAUUAAACAAAGGACUUAAUUACAAAAAUAGAUGACUUAAUUACAAAAAUAAAGGACUUAAUCACAAAAAUAGAGGAGAGACCAAUUAAUUCAGAGCAUUUUUAAAUGUGUAUUGGUUAAAAUUCUGGAAAUCCCUAGUUAUAUUGCUAAGUAGUUGGUUCCACUUCAUGGAUGCACGGUAAUGAAAAGUUCGUUUUCCUUGACAUAUGUUCCAUUGUGGAACUACAAGAUGAUUAUUUGUCUGGCUUCUAGUGUUUUUAUCAUUUUCAAGGAAAACAAACAUAUUAAUUAGGUAGGAGGGAGCAAGUCCUUGAAGGCAUUUAAAAGUUAAAAAUAAUAAUUGGUCUCUCCAUCUAUUUUUCAGAUUUUGCCAGUUCAACAAACUUAAAAUAUCAUUAAUUGGUGUUCUAAUAUCACAUGAUGAAAGUAAUAUUCUUUCUAAGGUGUUUGACAGAACUUGUAAUCUAUUAGAUAAUUGGAUGGAACAGUUUGACCAUACACAAGAACAAUAAUCAAAUAAAGGUAAAACAAUAGUUUUAGCUAACAUCUUAAGAAUAAAUUGAUAUCUGAUACGACGCAUGACACCAAUCCUUUUAGAAACUUUACAAGAUAAGCUUUCAAUGUGUUUGCUCCAUGUAAGCUGCGGGUCAAAAGUAACACCCAAGUAUUUAAAAAAAUCAACUCUGUCAAUGGAGUCAUUAUUAUAGCUCACAGUAACAUUAUUAAAUUUUGAAAUAUUCUGUGUUGUUCCAAAAUCAUAAAUUUAGUCUUUUUAAUAUUUAGUGUCGGGUGAUUUUCAUUGAACCAAUUAACUAUUUUGUCAAGAUUAUGAUUUUAUUCAUUCUGGAGUAUUAUUGAGUCGGAUGAACUACACAGCAGAGUAGUGUCAUCGGCGUACAUAACAGAUUUACAAGAAACACUGUUUGGGAGAGAGUUCACAUAAAUUAUAAAGAGUAGUGGUCCCAAUACAAAUACUUGCGGGAUACCAAUACAAACAUUUUUACAAUCAGACUUAUCAGAAUUAAUACAAACAACUUGUGACUGAUUUCUUAAAUAUGAAUUAAACCACUCUAAGCCAAUAUCACUAAUAUCAUAUUUUCUGAGUUUAUCAAUUAAAAUUACGUGAUUGACUGUGUCAAAGGCCUUUUUCAGGUCAAGAAAAAGGGCAGCAGUUACAUUACCUUUGUCAGUGUUUUUAAGAAUAUAAUCAGUGACAUCAAGCAAAGUGGUAUGAGUAGAGUGGUUUUUCUUAAACCCAGACUGAGAUUCAUUUAGGAUAUUAUUUUCAGUAAAGUAGGUAUAUAAUUGAUCAUGAACUGCCCGUUCAAGGAUCUUAGAUAUCAUAGGUAAUACAGAGAUUGGCCUAUAAUUAUUUGGGUCACUCUUAUCACCAUCUUUUAAAAAUGGGGGUGACUUUUGCACAUUUCCACUCAUCAGGAAAUGAAGAUGUUGAUAAUGAUAGAUUGAAAAUAUAAAAUAGAGAUUCACAAAUUAUAGGUGCAGUAUGUUUGAGUAGUUUACAAUCAAUUCCAUCAAGACCUUUAGCUUUACUGGAAGAAAAUUUACAAAUUUCAUCGAAAACAAACUCUUUUGUGAUAAAAUCAAAUUCAAACUUAUCUAAAAUGUUAUGAUCAAUUCGUGAAUCAUUAUUCUCGUAUACAGGGAAGUUAGAAGAAAGAUUUAUUCCAACUGAAGUAAAGUGGCUAUUGAAAAUAUUAGCAGUUUCUUUAUCAUUUGUUGUGUAUUCAUCUUUUACUGUUGAAGUGGCUGAUAAAUAAUUGAAAGAGUUUGCACAAUAAAACGUUUGUAUAUUAGCAAAAAAAGGAAGUAAAAUUUUUCCUUCCAAAUCAUAAAUUGAUAUUUUAUUUUAUUUUUUAAAGGUUUCCUUAGAUUUCACUAAGAUAGUAUGUCUUUAUUAAAAUAAAAUAGGAUCUAUAAGGUUGGAUCUAUAAAGAGAAUUUCUAUAUUUUGAUACCUAUUUUGACUAGUGUUUAUCCUUUCUAAUAAUAUAUUUCUUAAAGUUUGAUACCAUAUGUUCAAAUUUUAUAUAGAGCACCUUGCCAUCUUACUAUCUUUUUAUACAUUUUCUUUUAGUGUUUAAUUUGUGAUAAUAUGUGCAUCUAUGCGAAUGUGUAAAUUUGUUUUGACUGUAUAUAGUGGAAAAUGAGGAUUUUUUAGAUUUAUCUUUGUCACAUGUUUUACUUUAUCAAAGUCAUCUUUGUAUUGACUUUAUUAUAUAAAUGCCUUGACAUUUAGUAUUGAUAAAUUUUUGCACAUUUCCAGUAUUUAAUCUAUUAAUAUCAUUAUGUUGAUUAAUUAAAAAUAUUGAUUAAUAUAUAGUUUUAAUGUACAGUACUUAUUUAUUACUAUUUUUAUGGAUUUUAAUUCAGGUAUCUAUCAAAAGCUAUGUUAGAAAAGACACCUUUGGUAAACAUCAACAAUGCAGAUAAUUGUAAUUGCAUUGGCCAGCCAUUGGGUAUAAGUACUAUGUUGAAGUUGUAUGCAUCAGGGAAAAUAGAGAAUUGAACCUGUUUAUACUAAUUAGCUAAUAACAUUAGUAUAGUAUUUAUUGAAAGUAUUUCAAAUAAGAAAAAUAUGUAAAAGAACAAAUAAUUGUGAUGGUGGAAGAACUGUUAUAGCUCACUAUAUGAAUGAAUGAGAGUAGCUUGAUAAACAUAAAAUAGAUUCUUAAAAAGAAUUGUUUAUUUUAACAAGUGAGGGAUGUAUGAAAAUUAAUUCUUCUUAAAUUAUUAUCUCCAUUACUUUGUGCAUGCUUCCAGAAUACCAGUACUCCUCCCAACUGGUAGAGAACUGUAGAAUUCAAAGAUUAUAUUACAUAAAUCUACCAUGGAGGAAAUAUAUUAAGAAAAUAUCUUAAUAUAUUUCCUCCAUGGAUCUACUAAUUAUCAACGGCUGAUUCAUAUGUCAAAGGACUUGAAGUACAGUUGAAUUUAAAACUUGUACCUUUACUUUGAAAAUCCAAAAUUAAUGCACUGUUAAGAUGAUGUUUAAAGAAUUGGUUAGUUAAUUUGUUUUAAUUAUCUAUAAUUAUUUUUUAUAUGAAAUAAAUGAUAAUUCAUUCACUUUAAAAUAGGAAUGUUCCCAUACAGAUCUCACCUAUACCUUAACAUGAUGUGUAUGUAAACGUUCCUAAACAGUUUUGUAGGCCUGGAAAAAAAUAUUUGUUAGCCUCCAAUGCCACGUUAUUUUUACACUAUUAUAAUUAUUAUUAUAUUAUUAUUAUUAUUACAGUAGUAUAUUUAGUGGUUUGGAGCAAGCAAAAAUAUCAAAUUUGAUUACCGGUAUGCAUUAAAUCACAGGUACUGUAGGUGGGUGUGUGGGUGGUACCCUAUGUGUGCGGCCCGCCAAGCAACAUUGGCUAGAAAACAGCUGGUUUUUUACGGCCUGACACCAAUCAUGUAAAAAGUAGUAUUAAAACUGGGAAUAAAGUGGUGUAAAAGCAGUGCUUUGAGGUUUUUAGAAGCGCACUAGAAAAAUCAAUGUUUGGGUGCGGCCCUUGGUGUUAAAUCAGAAAUUCACUUUGCCCUCCGACCGAUUUUUAUGCCCAGCAUAAAAUUGUGAUGUGUAACAAAAAACAAAUAAAAAAAAAUAAUUUUUAACAUAAAAUGCCUCUGGGAAAAUAAUGGUCAAUGCCUCCAACUGCCGGUCGCACACACCCCUGUAGAUUUGUUAGAAAUGUUCAGACAUAUUAGGUUAAGGUAUAGAUAAGAUUGAUUUAGUUUUAAAAAUAUCUGCUGAGAAAGCAUAUUUGCAUUCAUCUGAUUGGUCAGUCAUAUUUAACAGUAACAAAUCUUUGGGCUACAAUAAACUUAAGCUGUGCAACGUAGGCACUCAUUUUUAGAAGGUGGGCUGUGUUGCUCAGGGGCAUUCAGUCCCCUAUGCGUCUCCUGUAAGCAAGCCAAUCAAUGGCCCAACAAUUUGUGUUUGCAUGUUUUUACUACUUUAUUAUGAAUUUUCUCCCUGAAGUCAGCUGGCUUUGCAUAUCAUCACACUUAAGGCGAGACUUUUUAUACCUUGUUUUGCAAAACUUAUUAUUUUAAAGAUCGUCAAAGGAGGGCAGGAAGAAAAUAAAAAUAAAAUUUUGUUUCCUUUAAUCUUCCAUUUUUUCAUGGUGGCGGGUGCAUCAAUUGGCCAGAAAUCAUUGUUAUUGAUGGGUGGUAGAUUUUUUAAACAGAGUAUAAAAAAGUCUCACCAAACAUUGCUUUAAUUUAACGGAGUUGAAAGCUAUUUCAUUACUGUACAUAGAAUGAGUGAUAAUUCUUUAUUAUUAUUUGGUGCUGGGUAUCAUAACAUUAAUAAAAGUAAUAUCUUCAGUAAUGAAUGUUUAUGAUUUUAUUAUAUUAAUAUAUUAUCAUUUAAUAUUAAAGAACAUAAUAUAAUGUAAAUUAUGUGUAAGUAGAUUUUCUUUCAACUGUUUGAAUAGGUUAGAUGUGCAUUUUGUUUUUAUUGAUACACUUCAAAAUCGAGGCUCAUUUAUUGGGCAAAAUUAAUAUUAAAACUGAUUUGUAUUACGAUUUUUAAUUGUAGGGUUUUUUUUGUUUGCAUACUGCCCAAACAUAUAUUGCACUUCAUCAUCAUUACUUGGUUAUAUCAUCUUCAUCAUUUACACAGAUAAAAAUGUAUUGAACAAUGAUUGUGAUUUGUGUUUAGUAUAUACUGUUAAUAUUGUUACAUUAUGUAUUUGUAUUCCAUUUCUGUUAAAAAAUUGAAGACAGCAGUUGCAAAAUUAAAUCUCAUCUGAUUAUCUCCAUUAUAAUCGUGAGUCAUCACUGUA
Anneissia japonica is the source of this 7507-nucleotide messenger RNA. Its product is annotated as choline transporter-like protein 2. Gene Ontology annotation, molecular function: transmembrane transporter activity. The record is from RefSeq and is a predicted model, not a curated record. The transcript has 10 exons. NCBI's taxonomy places the organism in Eukaryota, Metazoa, Echinodermata, Crinoidea, Comatulida, Comatulidae. Bases 603 to 1571 code for a protein of 322 amino acids. Gene Ontology annotation, cellular component: membrane. Gene Ontology annotation, biological process: transmembrane transport.